AUGAGUUAGCAAGUAAGCUACUUUCUAGGACUUGCUACGCAUGUACAUACAAAGCAGCGGGUGAUUGCCGGGCAAUAAAAUUGUACUUUUUUUAGUUUUUAACUUUGUAACGUAAGGAUUCUGUAACACUAGUUGGACUCAAAAGAAGCUAACGUCCUAUCGGUUGUCAUAUACUUGGUAUUGCUUGAUGUGAAACGACACAAACACGAGAGUAGCAGUUAGCAUUGUAUAGUAAAGUGGAGCGAUGCGACUUUUAACUUCACUGGUUCUGACGUAAACUUUCUAGAAAGCACAUAAAACAAGAUGUCCGAACAAAAAGCAGCAACACCAUCACUUCGCUUCGGCCAGGUGGUGAUUGGACCGCCAGGUUCGGGUAAAACGACAUACUGCCGGGCGAUGCAGGAGUUCCUCACACAACUCGGACGCAAGGUAGUUGUGGUAAACAUGGACCCAGCUAAUGAAGGACUUCCAUACAACUGUGCCGUGGAUAUCUCAGAGCUGAUCACGUUGGAUGAUGUGAUGGAUGGUUUGAAGCUGGGACCCAAUGGCGGCCUCCUCUACUGCAUGGAGUAUGUUGAAGCCAACAUGGACUGGUUGGAAAACAAGUUGAAGCAGCACCACGACUGUUACUUCUUAUUUGACUGCCCUGGGCAGGUGGAGCUCUACACGCACCAGAAUUCAGUGAAAAACAUUUUCUCACAGUUGGGGAAGUGGAAUUUUAGGCUCACAUCAGUGCACCUUGUGGACUCUCACUACUGUGCUGACCCGGCCAAGUUCAUCUCAGUGCUGUGCACCUCACUGUCCACCAUGCUGCAUGUGGAGCUCCCUCAUGUCAACAUCCUCUCCAAGAUGGACUUAAUAGAGCAGUAUGGAAAACUAGCAUUUAAUCUUGACUUCUACACUGAAGUGAUGGACCUGAAAUAUCUACUGGAUCACCUGGCUGCAGAUCCCUUCUUUAAAAAAUUUCGCCAUCUAAACGAAAAGCUGGCAGAAGUCAUUGAAGAUUACAGCCUUGUCUCCUUUGUGUCUCUCAAUGUUCAGGACAAAGACAGUAUGAUGCAGGUGUUGCAGGCAGUGGACAAGGCCAACGGCUACUGCUUUGGAGACCUGGAGGAGAGAAAUCUUCAGGCAAUGAUGUCAGCCGCCGUGGGGGCAGACUUCCAGUUCGGCUCCACUCUCGGAGUUCAAGAACGCUAUGUUGAAACAAAUGGGAAGACUGUGGAGGAGGAAAUGAUGGAGUUUUUGAAUUGCUGAACGCCAGCACACAAACCUGGUCGACCUUUCCAUCGGACCUGGACUUCUCCAUUAAAGAAUAGACACACAGGAACAGGAACAAUGGUAUUGAAGUUUGCACUGAAUGACUGCACAUAUUUUUAUUAAAACACCUUAACUGUUAAAGCUCCAGUUUAGUUUUUUAUUCAUUCAUGUUCAAUUUGAAUUGCUAGAAUUGAAUUGGCUAAAGUGAGAAGGUGACUUCAAACUAUCCUUUGGGAGGUGCAUGUGUAAUUUCCUCCAGCAGAUGGCAGUAGAUGUGCUCACAAAUCCUCCAGUCUGAUCUCUAAAACUCUGCUCCAUCUUUUGUCCUCAGCCAGAGCAGAAAAAUUAAGUCAGGCGGGGAGAGGAAGCCACAUUAAAUCUGUGUUUCUGCACAACUGGCCCUGUGUCUGGUCUUUGGGAUGGAAGACACUCUCUCUCUCUCUCUGUUCCAACUCUUUUACGUAGAGACCACUACUUUUCUUUUUGUGUCUUUACCAUGUUUAUGGAAAAAAAAUAUGAAAACAUACAUGUAUAGCGUUAAAAAUGCAUGCACUUUUCAUUCCUCAGUGGACUCAUGCUAAAAUAAUCUGUGAAAUGACAUCACUGCUGUGUGUGUGUGUGUGUGUGUGUGUGUCUGUGUCUGUGAGAGUGAUAACGUUUCAUAUGGGCUCCAUGCAUUGAGGGGGGUGUGUCAGGCUGAAUGUUAAAUUCUGUUCCGAUGUUUGCACAUGUGAUCAACUAUGCCUUCUCAUUGGUACUUCCUGCCUUUUUUCUCUCAAGCCCCCUAGAGGAUGAUGUGUGUGUAUGUGUGUGUUCGCGCGUGCGCGCGCGCGAGAGAGACAGAACCCAGUCUUUGAGUGACAAAUGGAAAGAUAGCGGCUUGCAUUUAAUUUAAAUCAAUACACCAUCUAGCCUAGUAAUCGUCUGUUUCUGCGUUUCACCCAUUUAAUCAGCAAGUAUCCGUCUUUUACACACGCACACACACACACCCUUGCUUGAUUCUGCGCACGCACCCACGAUGCGUUUCAUGGACGCCAAAGCACCAAUGUUGUUAUUGUUGGGAGAAUUUUGCUCCAUACUUGCACUAACA
Molecule: messenger RNA, 2347 nt
Organism: Dunckerocampus dactyliophorus (ringed pipefish)
Lineage: Eukaryota; Metazoa; Chordata; Actinopteri; Syngnathiformes; Syngnathidae
Gene: gpn2
Product: GPN-loop GTPase 2
Exons: 5
Coding region: 304-1254 (316 amino acids)
Cellular component (GO): cytoplasm
Molecular function (GO): GTPase activity
Source: RefSeq, a predicted model, not a curated record